CUUUUUUUUUUUUUUUUUUUUUUUUUUUUUUUUUUUGUGACAACUUAAUUUUGUGAAUCAUAAUUGUUAGAAAAUCAUGUAAUAUUUGUUUAAUGAUGUUCAUGAAUACUUAAUUUCAGGUUGUGGCAUUGAGAGGGAAGAUAACCACAAACAUUAAGGACACGACAGAUGUCUCUUCAGUACCAAUGGCUAAUCUAACUAAGGACACGGCAUGUGUCUCUUCAGUACCAACGCAAAGAAAAAUCCAAUUGGGCAAGUCUACUGCACAGAAAAAAUCAGCAGUCCAUAAUCAGCAAGAGAAAGAGGUUGAGAUUGGGAAUGGUGUCCAAACUAAGACAAGUCAGAGUAAGACAGUGGUUGCUCCUGGUUCACUCAGUGCUUAUAGGCAAAUGCAAACACAGUUGCUAGAAAAAGAGAGGAGAGCAAAACAAAGUGAUUUAUUACUACGACGAAAACUACAACCUAUUAACAUGGCUAGUUCAUAGCCUAUUAAUAUGGCUAGCUCACAAGUGCAUUUAGGGAGUUCACAAGCACAAAGUUUUUCACAGCCACAAAGAUUUAGACAUGACUUACAGGAAGAUUACGAGAAUCAUAUGGGUGCAAAUGAACGUAAUUUGGAACAAUAUGUAGAUGAAGACGAUGAGUUCAGUGAUGAUUUGAGUACUCUUACCCCCGAGGAGCUAGGAAUGCAAGAUGAACCACUAAUGAAUCAAGAGCACGAAAGUGAAUAAAUAGCACUUCCAAAAAGGAAGCGAACCAGAGGACCAACUAUGUGUAAAGAUGUCCAUGAAUGGACAUUAGAGGAGCGUAAGCCUAUUGUUCUUAAUGAAAUGGGAAAGCCUAUUGGUCCUGAUGAUAAGACUGUAAAUACAUUUACAAGAUUCUUAGGGACUUUAGCUCGUAAUUUUUCUCUAGCGCCGUUGAACAAGAUUAAUUGGCAUUACGUUCCACACAAGGAACAAUUUGGAGUUACGUGAAGAAGAAAUACGUUAUUGCGGAUGAAGGUAAAAACUGUGUUUUGUCAACCGUGGGAAGGCUUUGGUGUAGAUAUAAAUGUAGUGUAAAGGCAACACACUUUACUCCGUACGACAAUGAUGGUGAUAGGUUGGAAAAUCCUCCUAAUACAAUUCCGGAAGCACAUUUCAAAGAGUUGCUAGAAUUUUGGAAUUUGGAACAAGUCCAGGAAGAUAGCAAAAAGAAAAGGGAAAUAAGUAUAGAUCAAAAUGAUAGGCACACUAUGGGUCCUAUGACUUUUGCGAGGAAACAACAUAAAUUGCAACAACUAGAUGUUGAAAACAAGCCACCAUCCUUAGCACUCAUGUACAAAGAAAGUUGUAAAAGGAAAGCAGACAAAAAAUACAAAACAUCUUAUGAGCCCACCCAAAGUAACAUUGACAAGAUGGAUGAGGUACAAAUUCAAAGUGAAAUUGAUGGAGAUGUUGCAUACUAUGAAGUAAUGAAUAAACCAAAUAACUUUAGCCAUAGAAAAAAGCAACCGGGGAUAUGUUCACUAAGGGGAAAGAGCAACAAACUAAUAAUUCCCGAUGAGUUCUUAAAGCCCUAUAAAGACCAAAUUGUGAAAGAAACUGUAGCAGAAUUAAUGAAGACGCUCAAGCAAAUUGAUCCUGAAGUGUUGGAAACUUUGACUCGAUCACUUGAAAAUGUGUCAUCCAAUCCAGAACUUACAGAUCAUAUUCCCAUUGUACACUCUAAUGAAGAACAACGAAAUGAGACUGCUGCUAGCAGCUUAUGUUACUACUUCUGCCAUUCGGCACAUCGAACUUAAUUUUCUUUGUGUUUGGAUUAUUAUAUUGUUUGGCCAAACAUUAAAAUGGGUGUUUAUGGAUUUUUUU
This is a messenger RNA of Chenopodium quinoa (quinoa), 1853 nucleotides long. RefSeq lists its product as uncharacterized. The transcript is spliced from 7 exons. Lineage: Eukaryota; Viridiplantae; Streptophyta; Magnoliopsida; Caryophyllales; Amaranthaceae. The record is from RefSeq and is a predicted model, not a curated record. Bases 1238 to 1786 code for a protein of 182 amino acids.